Molecule: messenger RNA, 4774 nt
Organism: [Torrubiella] hemipterigena
Lineage: Eukaryota; Fungi; Ascomycota; Sordariomycetes; Hypocreales; Clavicipitaceae
Source: the annotation of a GenBank genome assembly
CGGCCUGCUUCCAAACAACCUUCUUUCUUCCCGAGCUUGAGCCCCCAUCUAACCAGUGGCGCGUGAUGACGACACCACCAGCCGUUGCUGCCCCGUUUAUCGUCUGAAACCUCAAUUCCACGUUGUUUUGCAUCAAUUGAGCCUCCGGUAUCAUCUAGGGCUCAUAUUUUUGGUGUCUCCGCCAUGUCCCUUGUCUCUGACCAGGUCCGACGUUUGGAUGCAUAUCUAGACCGGCUCCCUGUACUAUCCGAGACGCCCUCAGAGGAAGAUGGAGCUUCCGAGCAUGGUCAUCAUGACCUGAUUACGGCCGAUUCUCUGGCAACGCCCAAGCUGAACGAACUGCUCCCGCUUGUCCGAGCCCUUAGCACCACAUCGACUUCUGAGCCGUUAUUGCCGGUAGACCGUGUCAAGUCUCUUUUGCUUCAAUCGGGAAUAGCUUCAAUCGAUAUAGCAACGACAAAGGGCACCGACAAUGAUGUGGAGAGCAAAACACCUUACGAAGAAGAAAUCGAAUGGCUUUUGGUUAGCAAAGCUACGGUACAUAUAUACGGAUCAGUCCUCAACACCCUCCUCGACCGCAUUAUACCUUUAAGCGAUGAUAUAUGGUACUGGUCUGAGAUCCUCAACUCGUACACAUACAGUAGUGUCUAUACAGUUCAAACAUCGCCGCUGCGACUAUGGGCUUGGACAUUGGAUGUAUACUCGACAAGCAAGGCUCGCAUGCGAUCUCUUUCAAUGAGACAAGUUCCGGGCGACUUUGUUGAAUCUACAAGCUCUGGUAUGACCCAGCAAUGGAGCCAGUUUUAUAACAUUGUCCGUGAGAGCAUCACUGAACGAUCUCUGGCUAAUGUCCAGCGUAAAGUGUUGUCGCCUCUUGCACUGUGCCGGUCCGUGGCCAGAAAGAAGCAGGCAUCACUGCAAAGGCUCCGCGAGAUUACUGCAAGUGGUCUUGGUGUGCUGAUGGACGAAGGACUCCAGUUUGACCAUGAGGACGAACCCAAAUCCGCCCAGCUGCACUCGCCUGACUUGAAAGGAAUCGUUGAGCGCAGUGUUGCUCUAAUUGAUAUGGUACUGAAGGAGGUCUGUUCCCUGGACACUCCACUGGGCGACUUUGAGGACAAGGUUUUUGCUGGUGUCGAAGAGGACCCUGAACUCUCCAUUCAUUUGGAAGAGUCUGCCACGCCAGAGCGGCCUGCAGUUUUGGCGCGACGCCUACUCCGCAUCAUCGACAAGAGCCUACCCCAGCACAUGAUAUCAAUGCAGGCUCUAGCCACAAACAACGGACGACCUAGCACGCUUGUUCGAUGGUGGUUACCAGCUUUGAUAGGUUUGGUGUCCUCAACGACAGUCCUCCGAGUGCUCACAAAUCGACGCGCGGAAAUCAUCGAAUGGGUAACUGAUUUGGGAAGUACAAUCCGCGAUUUUUGGUUCAACUGGAUCGUUGAGCCCACUCAGAAAGUUAUCAAAACGAUUCGACACGACGAAACGAGCGAGAUUGCAAUCAUGAGCCGCGACAGCCUAAAGGCGGACCGUGAGAGUUUGGAGAGAAUGGUGGUUGAGUUUGCUGUUGAUAAGCCUCACUUUGCAGGUGCAGCAUCAAGCUUGACUGAGUCUCACAUUGAUGAAAUCCGACGAAAGGUGGCCGAAGGUGAUGUCACACCUGUCUUACGAGCCUAUGAAAAAGACCUAAAGAGCCCAUUCAUGGGUGCGCUUCGAGGUGACCUUGUCCGAUCGCUGCUCAUUCAAGUUCAAAAGACAAAGGUUGACUUGGAGGUUGCUAUGACUGGUAUUGACUCGCUUCUUAAGAGCCAGGAGCUUGUGUUUGGCUUCGUCGGCCUCACGCCGGGUGUGCUAGUCUCUAUUGGAAGCGUCCAGUAUCUGCGAGGCGUGUUUGGCGGCCGCAGUGGUCGCCGCCAGAGCCUCCAGGCAAGUCGGGUCGUUCGAACACUUCGAAACAUUGAUCGCAUUUUGUCAGAGGCGCAGCCAACACAGAAUAACGUGCUCUCAUACAAGGAUCACGGUCUGCUUCUGUGUGAGGUUCACGUACUACGAAGUAUGGUGACGAGGCUCAUGCCUCGCGAUAUUAGAAAGGAGUUUCUGGAAGAUUUGGAUGACCUGGCGAAUAUCAAAGGCAUCCCCACGCAGGCCAAGGCGCUUGAGAGAAUUCGAUGGGCCUAUGCAAGAUGGCUCUAGCAGAAGAAUGAACAGUAUCUAGCAUAUUCCGAGGCGUUAUUAGAUUUGAUUUAUCAUUUGCCAAAUACGGCAAUCGGCCAAAAGCAAAAGUAGACGUAUGUUGGCCAUGCUUUCAAUUAUAUAUGCCAAAAUCCAGGGACUUCCCGUAUACUUGCUCCAAACAAAAUGUACCAGAACGCCAUCACUUAGUUGAUAAGAAAGUAUAAAAGUUCUGUACGGUGAUUUAGACAAUCUUAGUGUCGUCUUUCACGGUGACUGGCUUCUCCUUCAGCUCCUUUAGACAUGGUGCAACAAACAUGUCGCCGGUAAUGACCAUGUAAGUCGUUCUCGUUGCAACCAUGAUCCAGAGAGCUACAACCGACAAGGAGAUUAUCUAGCAAGUAAUAUUAGUAACCUGCUACUAUUUUGUUUUGCAGUAGAUGCUGUAAUCGGAGAGAAGAAAUUAGCUUACCAUGGUAGCAACCUUGAAAAAGUCACUGUUGACAUUUGCUGCCAGCCCGCCUGUACAUGUGCCCCAGACACCAAGAGGGAAGGUAAAUCCCCACCACCCCAUGUUAAAUGGGAAGUUUUGCGUAGUAGCCAGACUGAUGAGGGCAAAGGACACCCAGACGAGGGCAAAUCCCCACAUGAGGAGGGCGAGGAAGACUCCGACAACGUAGAGGAUCUCGGCGCCACGUGUAGCGUCUACACCGGCGACAUUGAACAUUUGGCUUUCAUGUAAGCGCUGAACGGCAACCUUGCCCAACUGCUGAAUGCCAAAUCCUCCCUGACCUAGAAAUCCAACAGGCAAGAAGACGGAGACGAUGACCUCGCGGGGGGGGAGCGAGUGGACUGUUAGGCGGUGGAAGUACAAGGCCAAAACACAGGCGGAAAGCGUCUGGCCGAUUCCCCAAAGGAUGUAAGAGAUGAUGAGAGUGGUAAAGGCAUGGUCCGGGUUAGGCAGAACUUCGGCAACGAUACCGCCAGUCGCAGCCGCGACGACCACGGGGACAAUGGGCAGCAGAAGGGCGGCUGUUGUAUUCUUCAGGCCGGGUUUGUGGCGGUGCAUUACGAUAAAGGGCAUAGAGAUGCAUGUGGCCAUGGAGAGGAAUGUAUCAAUCCACCAAAAGGCCCAAGCGAGAUGAACGACCCAAGUGCCCCAUGGCCGCAAGCAAAAGAUCAUCAUGUUGAUGAUGGCUAGAAAGAGGCAGCGUGUUAGCAGAUGUUUUAUAAACGAUGAUGUCAAAUGAGCCCUGUUAGUCCAGGAUAGGGACGCAACAUACUAGCAAAUCCCAUUGGGAAGCAGCCGAGAAAUAGAGACUGAGCUGGAUGGGAAAUCAUGGCGCCCCAAAUCUCAGGGAACAGGGCGUAUCUUGCCACAGAGAUGAGUGUAAAGGCCGUAAACAAGAGCACAUUGAGUGCAAAGAAGAUGUAGGAGAUGUAUUGGAUCCAGUUGGCAUUAUAGGGGAGGUUGUGUAGGAGAAUGGAGACGAUGCCAGUGCCCAUGAUGACGGAGAACCAACUGUAGAAGCACACAUUAUGUUAGUAACAUGCUCGCCACUACUGUGACAGGCUGUAAAAGGACUUACGAAGGCGUAAAGUUGCGAACAAUCUUGCGCCAUCCUCGCUUAUUCUUACACGGCCGCUGCGACAGAGCCGCUACGGUGGACGAGUCGUCGACAAUGGAUGAUUGGGACACUGGUCGUUGGUCGUGAUGUUGCUGUUGUUGGAGUUGCUGCUGGCAGGGUGUGAUUUCACAUGCGGGCGUAGCCGUAGCAGCAGCAGCACACACCUGCAUAUUAGUCGAGUCUGCCAUUGUAUUUUGGGCCUGAGAAAGAAAUACUUGGUGAAACAAUGCCCAAAAGAACAAUCUUUGAAAAGUAAGAAUGAAGAACAAAUAAAUGGAGUGGUUUUUAAACACUAGAGAAAAAAAAAAGCUUCCCGCCGCACUUGUCAUGUGGCGCCGAGUGCUUCGUUUUCCAGCGCCAGUUCUAGCGCGUGCCACAGCGAGUUUUUUUUCUUUUUUCCUCUUCUGGAGACCGCCAACACGAAAAGGUGGAGAGCAAUGAUGUGACUGAAUCACCCAAUGCGCCGAUGUGCGGAGAAUCCGGGUCGUCGCAGUCAAACGGCAGGUCGGGAAUUCAUAGAUGAAAGAAUGUAAGGCGUAACAGAAAGCCUAGUUUCUUUCUUUUUCUAUUCAAAAAGUCGGGCUGGCGGCUGCAGAUCAUAGUGGUGGUCACGCGAAGCUGUAGACGACUACGCCAUCCCAUUGUCCGAAUGCCGAGUUAUCGCAGCAUCGCCAUCCCAUCGCGCCAACAUGCGGUCAAGAAGGAGAAAAUAGAGGCAUGCGGCUCUGCGGGAAUAGCGGAAGGAAAAAAGAAGCCAAUCGAAGUGCAUUCCAUUGGCCAGGUCAAUGCAAAGAGUUGCAUCUGCUUCGGCUUGGACGGCAGUCUUCAGUGUGUCUACAGCGCCGGGUUCCCCAGCACGGCGGGCGGGCAAUGCUACGUCAGGGCGGCACAGGAAUGCCGCCGGGUCCUCGGGGGUUGAUGCCCGGAGCGAUGGGCCGGGGCGAUGACGACGGAAACCCGGGAAUGAGUUUCGU